GCAUUCCGCUUCUGAUUGGCUCCUGUCUGUUUACGUAGCAACGGUCCGGAAGAUGUCGCUCAGGCCGUUCCUAAAAAACUUCCGCCUUAAGUUGUAAAGAAAACAUAGCAGCUAAUAGGCGAUCGACGGCGAAAGCAGUCCUGUAAAGAAGUCUGACCAAAGCGUCUUGUGUCCCUGGAGAGCAUUUUUUAGUGAGCGUGUGAGUGUGAGUGUGUGAGUGCAUGUGUGGGUGUGUGCGUGUGCAGUAGUUUUCUGCCAUUUCACCAAAAGCUACUCCUCCCUGGAGGAUGACAAUGGAGGAGAUGAAGAAUGAAGCGGAGACAAACUCCAUGGUAUCCAUGACAUUGUACACUGUGAUGUACCCAGUUUUCAACGAGUUGGAGAGGAUCAACUUGUCAGCAGCUCAGACACUCAGAGCAGCUUUCAUUAAGGCGGAGAGGGAGAACCCUGGUCUGACUCAGGACAUUAUCAUGAAGAUCCUGGAGAAGAAAAAUGUCCAGAUCAACUUCACCGAGUCUCUACUGCGCAUGGCUGCCGACGACGUGGAAGAGUUCAUGAUUGACCGGCCCGAGCAGGAGUUCCAGGACCUGAACGACAAGGCCCGGGCUCUGAAACAAAUUCUCAGCAAAAUUCCCGACGAGAUCAAUGACAGAGUACGCUUCCUACAGACUAUCAAAGACAUAGCCAGCGCAAUUAAAGAGCUGCUGGACACAGUCAACAACGUCAUUAAGAAAUAUCAGUACCAGAACCGCAGAGCCUUGGAGCACCAGAAAAAGGAGUUUGUGAAAUACUCGAAAAGUUUCAGCGACACCCUCAAAACGUACUUCAAAGAGGGAAAGGCGAUAAACGUCUUCAUCAGCGCGAACCGACUGAUCCACCAAACCAACCUCAUACUGCAGACCUUCAAAACCGUGGCCUAGCCUUCAGAGACCGCCGCCGCCGCCCCCUCCCCUCCCCACAGAGUGUGACCAAGGGAGGAGGGGGCCUGAGGAGCGCCUGACCUUUAUGUGUAAAUUAGAGUUGAUUUUUAGGGUCAGGGCGUCACUUAAUUGGAGUCUAGGUUCCAGUUCAGGAGACUGAAAAGUGCCAUUUGUAUUUUCAACCAGGAUUUUCAGUCUUGAAGUGGAAGCGCAGCGGCCCGAUGUCUGAUCGAUUUUAUUUGGACAGUUUUAAUUUAUAACCCCGGUCUUGUUUGGGAGAAGGUGCGGCGAGGUGUUUAUUAAGUGACUAAUUGCCAUUUUUCUAAUAUAUUCACGUCAAUCAUUUUACUUUUUAGCUUUUCCAUAGUGGCUGAACAUCUCCAGACUGCAUCAGUAGGGCUGAGUCAGCAAUGCUCAUCACCGGCUUCCCUUCUCUCCGGAUGGAGAGCCAGGUGGGACCAGCCGAGAGAGGAGGGCGGCGGUGAUGCCCAUUGCACAGACGGAGCCAGAUUUUGUUUCUCUUUAUUACCAGACAACAGAAAGCCAAAUGACUUCCAGCACCGAGCGUGCGCCUUACCAAGUCCUGCAACAUUCCCUCCUCCGAGUGUCAGUGAAGCGGAGCCAGUCCCUGCUGUUGGGGAAUGUCGAGAGAGAAAUGAAAGUUCGGUAUUUAACUGGUUGCAAAUGUUCAAUAAAUAGUUUCCAAAUGAUGGUGU
Messenger RNA from Synchiropus splendidus (mandarinfish), 1636 nucleotides. RefSeq names its product programmed cell death protein 10. The transcript has 8 exons. Gene Ontology annotation, biological process: positive regulation of MAP kinase activity; regulation of Golgi organization. NCBI's taxonomy places the organism in Eukaryota, Metazoa, Chordata, Actinopteri, Syngnathiformes, Callionymidae. Gene Ontology annotation, molecular function: protein kinase binding. The coding region runs from base 288 to 920 and encodes 210 amino acids. Gene Ontology annotation, cellular component: FAR/SIP/STRIPAK complex; Golgi apparatus. The record is from RefSeq and is a predicted model, not a curated record.